This is a messenger RNA of Pygoscelis adeliae (Adelie penguin), 1089 nucleotides long. RefSeq names its product chromosome unknown open reading frame, human C7orf31 (gene SPMIP4). The record is from RefSeq and is a predicted model, not a curated record. Gene Ontology annotation, cellular component: centrosome. Lineage: Eukaryota; Metazoa; Chordata; Aves; Sphenisciformes; Spheniscidae.
AUGCUGCUGCUGCAUGACCUGCCCCACAACUAUAGAGAAAUUGAAGGUACCAAAAUCCUAUCAAGAGCCUUUGAGUCCAAUGAGGUACUAACUCAGCUUCAAAUUCCUUCUUGUCCAACUGUCUCACAAGACAGAUAUAAAGAGUUCAGGGAAUCCUUUCACUGCUGCAAGCUUCCCUGGGGAGCAGAAAGGGAGCAUGGAGGAAUUGCACAACCUGUAUUGCCAGAAGACUACAGGGCAAAGGACAAGUCUCCACGUACAUUUGUUGAAGGGCAUCAACAUUACGGUAGUGGUGUAGACCCUUGGUCAAGAGGCCUUCGCCCUGAGUAGUACUAUGAUGUCACCCAGCUGAAAAAAAGUUAUAUGUGUAUAAAUGAUGAACUGCUUUGUAAACCACCAGACAGUUUGGCUAAACCACUAUGCCUGCCAUUUCACACCUCUCAUCCCUACCAGACACACAUCUUUAGGUAUGUCAUGUUCCCAAACUUCAGAUCACCUGAGGAUCGAGAUACUGGGAUCGAUGCAAGAAGUCAUCAGCCUUUCCAUCCCAAUAUCCCUACCAAGACUUUUGAUGUGGUUGUUCUGAGGAAGACCAGAGGUAAUCCAUAUAGGCAUGAAGUUGCCAGUGCUCCAACUCCCGGAAGAAGGCUGUGCACUGUCGGGACAGCACACUUUCCUAAGUUUGCUGAAGAAAAGGGUCAAAUAUACUAUCCAAAUCCAGCAAAGAUAGUCGCCCCCAACUCCACUUUUAAAGAGCUAGAACAUAACCUCUCUCCAAGAACAACCAAUAUGCUACAAAACACUGAAAGGGCUCUGGGGAUCACAACAUACAGUCGGGACUUCACAGAUAAGCAUUUUUUUCUCUCACAAGUGAGACCUCUUGAAGGGUGCACUGCAUGUUUACUUCAAGGUCAAUGUCCCCAUGAAUCAAUUCUGCAAGAACAGUACUCCUCCAGUGUUCAGAUGCCUCCACCUUUAUUCAGGGUUCCUACUACAGCACUGCUGGAACUGCAGUAUUCCUUCUCUAAGACAGCAGCACAAAAACGUUUUCAUGAUUCCACAACAGGAGAAAAAGACCUCAGAGAUAAC